This is a messenger RNA of Aspergillus ruber CBS 135680, 621 nucleotides long. RefSeq lists its product as uncharacterized. The record is from RefSeq and is a predicted model, not a curated record. Bases 194 to 511 code for a protein of 105 amino acids. The transcript is spliced from 4 exons. Lineage: Eukaryota; Fungi; Ascomycota; Eurotiomycetes; Eurotiales; Aspergillaceae.
CCUCUUCGGGCUUCUUCAACGCCUGUUCAUGCAGAACAGGUCGCUAAGAUGACUACAAAAAGACUAGAAGAUGAAGCUUCCCAACCGAGUUCUUUGCCAGUCAGACCAUAUACAGAAGCGUUGAUGCUCCUACAAUCACUUAGAAAGUGGACGCCUAGGAAUCUUGAGGUUACCAGACUGAGUUUAAUUGAUAAUGCUUCGCAUGGAUUUUGCAGCUUUCGAAAGAUCUGCUGUGUUUCUAUACCAUCCAAGCAGAGAAAAUCUCGUCAUGGGCCCCAAUAUCCCGGAUGGUACUCCUUUCAGCCGCCUAUUCGCCCACUUUAACCGAGUCCUUCUACGACAAAAUACGUCAAAAUUCCUUGUUAGUUGUUCAAGCCUCCUUAUGAGACUUGUGGCAAUCAUAUCUGGUUUUGAAGCUGCUGGAAAUUUAUGCAAGGAUACGCUUCAAUAUUCCAGAUCUAUUAGCACGUGGGAUACUUCGGACUCACGGUGCUUAUGUGAAGUUCUGUGAAGGUCGAGCUAUAAGUAUCCCGCUUAUAAUCUUCUCAGUCAGUUCCUUGUUCCUUCCCUUUGACUUACACUCCGCUAUCUUCCUAUAUUGAGCUGAACAGGAUUGCUCGC